AUGUCAGGAUCAGGACUGUCAGAGACAGAAAGAGCUGGAUGUGUGAAAAUACUGAAGUUACUGUCCAGAGGCGACUUACAGUCAUUAAGUGAUACUGUCACGAAUAAGAUGAUAGUUGUGGAGAAUGAAACGGGUAAGCUUUAGAUUCAACUGUUUGCUGCUUAGCAAGACUAUGAAAUUCACUUUCCCAUAAUGCCAGUGAAGUAUUUUUGCCACACCCAUAUAGACGAGCAGUGUUUCAUAAUACAUGUGUUAAAGGAAAUCUAAUUCACGUAUUUUUAGUUCGUUUAAUCAUACUGUUUUACUUCUUAACAGAGGCUUUGGAAACUAUUUUGUCCUUCACUAAAAACGCAGAGGAGCUGCUGAGAAGAAAAAAGGUUCACCGUGAGUUAAUAUUCAGGUACCUGGCCAAGGAAGGUGUAUCUAUGCCCCCGAACAGCGAGAAACACCUCCUGGUGAAAAGGACCCUGGAGCUCUGGACACCUGGGAAGGUAAGUGCUGGUGAAAGUUUUUCUCAUUCACCUUAGAUCAGUGGUUCUCAACUGGGGGGCUGGGGGCGCAGACUCACCAGCUAUUAGUACAAAGGAGAUGUAGCAGAGGCCCAGGCGGUUGGACUAUGGAUCAAUUUAAAGCCUACCACAUCAAGAAGCUGCAGCACGGCAUGGCAAAUGUCAACAAAAGUUUCCUACUAUUUUGCCCCAGCCACUCAAAUGACCAAGUAAGCAGGACAAACAUCCUGCUUAGACCAACCGGUGAUGAUCAGUCUCCACAACUAGAGAAGCUCACACACCAAGGAUCCUUCACAACGUUACACACGCGUGCAUGCACACACAGAGCAGCGAUCUGAUGUAAACAUCGAUAUUAACUGUAUAAACUUCAUCACCGGAGUCCCUCAUCUACACACCUGUCUCAGACCCACCUGUGUUCACAAAGCUACAUCUUUCACAGGAGCUCAUCACACCACACCACUGUUUAACAGAGAUCUGAUAUAAAAUAACAGAGGACACGUGACCUCAAAAAAUAUAAAACAUCCCGAUCCCUGUCCACCACACAUCCAAGCAGAGACAUAACUGAUCAGACCUUCAGGAAAAAUUUCUUACCUUCACUCUGAGUCUGAAACAGUCAGCAUUAUCAGUCAUCCAGCUCCAGCAGGUUAAUAGGCCGCUGACAUUAUUCCUGUUUACAUCCGCAGUCAGCGUGUUUCAUCCAUUUGCAUUGUGUGAAAAAAGUUUUAGCUUGCUUUAGCUGCAGGUGACCUGAUAGAGGCAGACAGCAGGAGCAUCUCUUGACUUGGUACCGAGUCAGACCACAUGUCCAGACAGGCUGUGACUAACUCACCGCGUCAGCCGACCAGAAACAUAGUCGGGUCACGAAGUGAGAUUCUGUGACCAUACUCUGGCAAGGAUGUUUUGACGAUUGAUUUGAUCUCUAUGGACCCUUUAGAAAAGAUUUAGCCCCCAGGUCCCUCGCAAAAAUCCCCACAUUUUUUGCUAGACAGCUAAAUUCAAGAUGGCGGCCGGCGCCAUCUCUAAAAAUUAACUUUUGCUCUGAAAGACCUAGAAUCAUGUAUGAAGUCACUAUUCCAUACAGUCAAGCAUGAGGAUUCCAAAUCUGACAUAGUUUUAAUCAUACAACUUUGUUUUGACCGUGAUAUUCAAGAUGGCUGCCAUCUAGUACUGUAAUUCUCAACCUUCUCAGGACUUGACCCCCCAAAACAAUCAUAUUUGAACUGGGUAACCCCCUAUUUGUUGACUCUGUUCCACAUAUAGAUAUCCUAAAUGUUGCCUCAGUCAUUCUUUUGAGCCCACAGUGCGAGGAGCUACACAUUUAGUCAUUCUUUUAAGCCCACAGUUAGAGGAGUUACAUAUUUGAUCUGUAAAGACAGUGUGCAUGCAGCAUACAUAGCUGCUUGAAUAUGGAAGAAAAUAAUAUACCAACAGGGACAGACGGCACUCAUGUAUUCUUCAGUGUGGUAGUCUGUGUAAUGAAGCCACAUAAACCAUUACGUCAACCCAGAGAUGGGUAAACAUAAAACACAAACAGUCGUUUGGCAGGUGGAUCUGCAGCUGUGGAACAGUCAUCCAACAAAGAAGACUGAGAUGGGAUUUCUUCAGUCUCUUGUUUUUUCUGUCUUUUUUUGGGUUGUUCCAGUUUAUUAGAAUUGAAUAGGGUCAACCUACAUGCUUCAUGGACACAUUUUCCAACCAGACCUUCAUCCCAAUCGACAGUUGUAUAGACAUGUCCAAACUUGUCAAGGCCACUCCAUAACAGUGCCCUGUGUUUUAUGUUUACCCAUCUCUGGGUUGACUUAAUGGUAUCUGUGGCUUCAUUACACAACAUACAACACUGGAGAAUACAUGACUGCCUGUCUGUCCCUGUUGGUAUAUUGUUUUCUUCCAUAUUCAAGCAGCUAUGUAUGCUGCAUGCACACUGUCUUUACAGAUCAAAUGUGUAACUCCUCUAACUGUGGGCUCAAAAGAAUGACUGAGGCAACAUUUGGGAAAGCAGCAGCACUAAACAAGCAGCAUGUGCUAGCAUGCCCUGACAUGAAGGGACAGCCAAUCAAAUUGCCCGAGUUAAGUACUGCUGCUGACAUGAAUCAAGCAUACUGUGAAAUGAUAAUGUUAGGACUUGUAAGAUCCUCAAAGAAAAAGAUCAUCACUGCAUCCAAAGUAAUCAACAAACAAUGCUUAACCAUUGGCCAAAUUGUCAGAUGAUAGAAGAAAAAGGCAAAAAUUGUGAAAAUAGCAGAUCUACAAGCUCACACACCUCACAAUACUAGGGCUGCAACGAUUAGUCGACGUAAUCGAUUACGUCGACACGACAAAUUCAUCGACACGAAAACGAAGCGUCGAUGCGUCGUGUUAUUGUUGUUAAGAAUCACAUGCCGGCGCCUAUAUGCUCAUCUAUAACUGCAGUGCACUACAGGAUGUGCUGGGGGCAGUAACGCUCGCUGUUUACAUCCCGCGAGCAAACACAGAAGAAGAGUGCACACAUUAUGGCAGAACAAACUGAAAAAGACGCUCCAAAACUCCGACCCAAAACUUCAAAAGUUUGGGAACUUUUUACGGAGAACAAACCAAAAAAACACGUCGAUCAAAUCUCAGCUUUCCUACCAUGGCAGCACCAUGGCGAUGCAUGAGCACCUGAAACGCCGACACCCCGGAAAUAGGUGUUUAUAAAUAAAGAAGAUUAAAUAAAAUUAAAUAAAUAAAGUGAUUAAUCGGGAUUAAUCGGAUGACUAGUCGGACGACUAGUCGACAAAAAAAUAAUCGUUAGUUGCAGCACUACACAAUACAAGGUGUUACGGGCUUGUAGGUCUGCUAUUUUCACGAUAUCUAUAUGUGAAGCAGAGUCAAACAAACUGGGGGUUACCCAGUUCAAAUAUGAUUGUUUUGGGGGGUCAAGUCCUGAGAAGGUUGAGGAUCACAGUACUAGAUGGCAGCCAUCUUGAACUGUAUUGAACCACCUUUGGGGGUAAAGGUGGCUCGCAAAAGGUUGAGAACCCCUGCCUUAGAUCAUAAAUAAGAAAAACUGUAUUUCAAACAUUUGAGCUUGAAUUUCCAGGGAUUUUCUAGGCGGAUUGCAGUUAUUUUAACUGGGCUGUUUUGCUACAAGUGGGCAAAAAAAAGAGUAAGUACAGCUCUCUAAAACCUGGGCAAAAAUCUCCUAAACAAAGAUCACUCAUCAAAACUGUCUGGUUAACUCUCAGUGAAAUUAUCAAAUUUACCCAAGCCUAUCAACACUCUUUCCUUAUUUUAGCAUGUUCAUCAUCAUGGUGAUAAAGCAACUUUACAUUUUACCUGAAACAGUAACAAAAAUCUAUUUUUAUUAAUAGUGCUGGCCAGUAAACUGUCACAAAAGCCAGGUUGUAAAAUGUGAAUGUAAAGGAUUUUGCUUUUUAUGAUGUACCUUAAAACAGUUGAACUUCAAGUUUUGAUGAUAUUAAGACUGCUUUGAAAUAUGAUCCAAAACAGCUGAGAAAGCCAAUAAAUUGAUCUUCUGUUCUCCAAAAAAAGCCCCCUAUUGCUACAGUGACAGCUUUGGACACCCUCGGCAUUAUCUUAACCAGCUUCAUGUGGUAGGCACCUGGAAUGGUUUUCAACAGUCUUGAAGUAGUUCCUAGAGAUGCUGGGAACAUAUUCCCUUCACUCCAUGAUCCAACUCAAAUCCAAACCAACUCAGCUAGGUUUAGGUCAAGUGACUGUGGAGGUCAUAUCUUAUCUGACUUGGCCUCUUCUCUCUCUUUUUGGGCCAAAUAGCCCCCAAAUAGCAUAGAGGUGUGUUAGGAGUCAUUGUACUGUUAAAAUAGUGUUCAAAUGCUGCUGAACACAAACUAGAUUGGAUGGCAUAUUGCUGCAGAAUACUGGUUAAAAGUAUGCCUUAAAUUCAGCCACCUGGUUGGUUACUGCUUUAUAAACAAUGAGUUUGAUGCAAGCUGUAACUGGAAGAAGACCAGAUGUGCAGCUGCGUUCUGGAAAAUCUGCAGAGUUUUAACUGUGCAAGCAGGGAGGGCUGUCAGUAAGGAGUUUUAGUGGUCAAUGUGCAAUAUUUAUUUAUUUAUGAAUUGAUUAUUUGAUGGGGACAUCACAAUUACACUGGACAAAUCAGAUGCAUUGUGUUUUAGCAAAUGCUAAUUUGCACGAGAGCCUGUACGAGGAGCUACGCUGCGUGUUCUGUUAGGUAGGGUCUGAUCAUCUUGAUGUUAAGGAAAGCAAAUCACCACCAGACCCCUCCUCAUAGCUGCUGACAAUGACCUCAUCAGUCUCCUCAUCCUCCUGGACCUAUCUACAGCUUUUGACACAGUCUCCCAUACCAUCCUGCUUCACUGUCUCCAUGAACACUUAGGCCUCUCUGACUCCGCUCUCUCCUGAUUUCACUCCUACCUCUCCAGUAGGACACAAUACAUCACUAUCAAGGACUCCAACUCGACCCCAGCUCCAGUCAACCAUGGCGUGCCCCAAGGCUCGGUGUUUGGCCCCCUGCUGUUCACCAUCUAUAUGCUCCCUCUUGGCCAGAUCAUCCGUCAACAUGGACUUAGUUUCCAUUGCUAUGCUGACGACACCCAGCUCUACAUCAGCACCAAACCUUCUGCCCAUCUCCCUCCCCUAUCACUAGUUCACUGCCUACACGAAAUAAAGACAUGGAUGGCCACCAACCUACUCAAACUGAACAACAAUAAAACAGAGCUCAUGGUGGUGGCCCCUCCAUCUCUGUCCAAGGAAGUUGGUAUCCUUCUGAAUGUGGAUGGCUGUACCAUCAGGCCUUCCCAAGAAGUGCGCAACUUGGGUGUUAUCCUGGACUGUAACCUCUCACUCCAAGCCCACAUCAGUAACACCACCAAAUCUGCCUUCUUCCACCUCAAAAACAUCUGCAGACUCCGGCCCUCACUGUCAGACUCUGUUGCAGAAACUCUGAUCCAUGCUUUCAUCUCCUCUCGUCUGGACUACUGUAACGGUGUCCUUUAUGGUCUUCCCACCAAAGCACUGGACAAACUACAGCCUGUCCAAAACUUGGCUGCCAGGGUCCUCACACGUGCAAAGCGGUGGCAACACAUUACCCUCACACUCAAGCAGCUUCACUGGCUCCCAGUGAAGUCACGCAUCACCUACAAAAUCCUACUCCUCACAUACAUAUCCCUCCAUGCUCUUGCUCCCCAGUACCUCUCCGAUCUCAUCCAGCAUUACUCCCAAUCAAGGUCCCUGAGGUCCUCUGGCAAGGGCCAGCUUGUCAUUCCCCGCACCAGGCUACGGACCUUUGGUCACAGAGCCUUCUGUGUUGCUGGAUGGCUAGUUUAUUCUGGGGUUUCUCAUUUUUGUGGUUACAGCCCUAGUGGAUAGAAGAAGAAGAUUUUUUUGAUCCCGGAAGGGAAAUUAGAGGGACCUGAUUGAAGUUCUUCCACUGAGCCUCUGAAACAGGUGGCUGCUCCACAACAUUAAAUCAACUUAUGACUCAUAGUUAUGACCUAAAAUGUUAAAAAUACGAAUGAACUAAAUAAGGACAGAGUUUACGCACUAUCAACAUUUUAGGGGUGGCACCAGCUGAGACAGUUUUAAUGUUGUAGUAACAACUGUUGUAGUUUCCAAGUCCCAGAGAAAUAACAGAUGACUUUAAUCUAUACUCUUGUAUUUGUUUUCAUAGAGGGAGGAUAAUUUUAUGUGCACAAUACAAGAGUACUGUUGGAUCAGUGUAUUUCAUGGCUGGUGUCAUGCCUCAUUCGCCCUUGCUGUAGAUUAUAUCGUCACCCCAUUAAAAUAAUGGCCUCAGUCAUUUUAUGAAGAAAUUUGUUCUUUGGCCUAAAUCAUCUCUUGAUAAUACUGGCCAUCUCUGGUAAAAUCGCCUAAAUCCUUAGAUCAUGCUAUGAUCCUUAGGCCAUUAUUUUAAUAGGGUGAUGCUAUUCAGCAUUUUUACAAUAAUCUGCAUCAGCUGUUUUUUUUCACAGAUAGACGAUAAAAUACAUUUAUUUUAAAACAUGCUUGUUCGGCUUAUGAACAGCCGCCUUUCUCCACCUAAAGUUACCACUCUUGGCUGUGUAACAAUGUCCUGAUUACAGUCCCCACUGAUUGGCUACACAGACAGCCAAUCAACACUCAAGCUUCUAGGUGCAGCUCCACCGCGAGGGAGAGAGAGAGGAGAGUGCUCCGUGCAGCAGGGGUAUGCCCCUCGAUUGAUUGGAUGUAGUGAUGGGCAUGGCACAUUUUAUAUGUACUAAAUCACAAGAAUCAGUUCACUAAAAAGAUUCGUUCAAAAGAAUUGUUCACUGAAUCACUGAAUCAUUCAGUGCUUGGUGGGAGGAGCCUAUACACAUAUAUAUAAGCAAGAUCAAAAAUCUACUUUUUGAUUCCCACCAGCCUCUACAGCACAAACUGGGUGUCAUCAGAACACUCAACCACCGGGCUGAGAACAUUCCCAUGAAGAAAGAAGGUAAAGAAAAGGAACAGAAGCACAUCAAAAAUGCCCUGACAACCUGUGGAUACCCUAAGUGGGCCUUUGUGAAGAACAAAAAGAGAAAUAACACUGAACACGAAAGGGAGGAGAGACGCAAGAGCACUGUUUUCCCUUACGUUGCAGGCCUGUCGGAAAAACUCAAGAGGAUCUUUGGCGAACACCACAUUCCUGUUCAUUUCAAGCCUGGAAACACACUGAGGCAGAAGCUAGUCUAUCCCAAGGACAAAACACAGAGACAUAAACAGAGUAAUGCGGUGUAUGCCAUCCAGUGCAGCGAGGAACAUGUACAUUGUUGUACAUUGGGGAAACUUAACAACUGCUUCACACGCGCACGGCUCAACACAGGAGAGCCACUUCCUCAGGUCAGGACUCAGCUGUCCACCUUCACUUGAAGGACACGGGUCACUCUUCCGAGGACAGCAAGGUACAGGUGUUGGCUCGAGAAGACAGAUGGUUUGAUAGAGGAAUUAAAGAAGCCAUCUUUACCAGGCUGGAGAAACCUUCUCUGAACAGAGGGGGUGGACUCAGGCACAAUCUCUCUGGCACUUACAAUGCAGUUCUCAGCUCUCUCCCCAGGAAGCUCCACAAACAUUCACACCUGGGACCACAUGACCCAGGUGGCAUGAGUCAUGUGGUCACAUGACAGGGGUCGUUAACUUGGGGGGGGGGGGUUUCUACGACCCUUUCCACGUUGUCUGUCCCCUUCUCCAGUAAGAUAAACAUCUGCUCCUCACACUAGCAAUUUUACAACUGAAGAAGCUUCUUGGAUAAGAGGCGAAACGUCUUAUCAACUCUACACAGUCCAGUUGCCUGUUUUUAAGUCUUCAAGAGAAUUCCCUGUACAAAGUAUGACUUGGGUCAUGAAUGACUUUAAUACCGUGUUUCAGAACUGUACUGACAAAGAUCUCCUGGAGGGUGCAUGGAGGCUGCAGAUAUGGGUUUCGACCUUGUCAUGUUGAUUUCCUCCCUUAUUUUUGGUGCUGUCUUUUCCCGAUCUCUCUUACGGGUGACAAGAUAUGUUUAUCCUCUGCUUUUGAAGUAACUUUCUUUCGUCCAGGCCUUUUUCUAUCAUCAUAGCUUCCGGGUUCCUCUAGUCUCUUCAGAGUGUAGUGGACUCCUUUGUUAAACACCUUUAGGCGUUUUGCAAUUUCUCUUUCUGUGUAUCCUUCUUUCACCAAUGUACAAAUCUGUACUUUUGUUUAUUUACUCAGUUGCUUCUUUCUAGCCAUUUCUGCAGUAGAUUGAUGCAGUUGAGAUUUAUUAGGAUUUUUGUCUGCAGACUCUCAAAAGCCAAAAAGUUUAAGUGAAUAAUCCAAUUGUGAUUUGUUUUUUUGCUUUUGCACUGAAGUUGUGACUCUUACAAAUGUUUUCAACCCUAAAACUAAUUUUAUUUUCUUUUGCUUACAUGUAUUUAGCAAUGGUCUGUUAACAUCAAUGUAUAUCUAAAGGUAAAUGGAGUAAAAUUGUGCAUUCCCAUGAAAGCAACAUCUGGUCAUGGAAUAAAUACAUCCCAAAAUACAUACAACUCAUGCUGGAUUUUAAAAAAACGCAUCGUGAACAAGAACUUGAAGUUACUCCGGACUGAUUAGCCUGUAAUGGCCUUGCUUCCAAACUUUUGGCCUGUAGUGUACAUACACUGUAGUGUGUGUGUGUAUAUAUAUAUAGAUAUAUAUAUAUAUUAGGGGUGGAACGGUUCACAAAAUCCACGGUUCGGUUCGUAUCACGGUUUUGUGGUCACGGUUUUCGGUUCGGUUCAGUAUACAUUAACUGUUACAAAAAUCAAUUGCGUCUUGUAUAGUAAACUGAAAGAAUGAGGCAGUCUGACAUUCAAUACAUCAUUGUGACAGUCUUAGGUUCAAAGGUAGGUCAGAUUCUGGCAGUGCAAGAGAGGAGACAUAGUUCAAACAUGCUUUACAUUUAUUUGGCAAAGGAUAUCUCUAUCUAUCUAAACAAAAAGUAAAAUGGCUCUUAUAGCUCUGACCCUUGAAUUAGUGAAUACAAAAGAAUUGAACUUUACUAUUUUACAAACAACAUUAUAUACCAUCAACAUAAAGUGAAGCAUAGGCUCUAUCAGCACUAGACUUAUGCCCUUUUAAAAUCAACACAAAAACAACAUUUUUCUCGUAACAUGUAACAACUCCCUGAUUAUUAGUUGUUAAUGAAAAGCUCAGUAUUUUUCACUUGAAAUUGAAGCGCAGUGAAGUGUGUGAAAUACAAUCAAAGAAAUCAGGCUGUAGUUUUGAUCAAACUUUAAGUGUCACUGUGUUAUCUAAAGUCUAAACAAAAUGAAAUAAAUAAUCCAAAUUAAGAGGUCAUCAAUAUAAAAUGCAGCAUAAACCAAAUUUAACAGAUCCUGCGCUCUCCUGCACUCUCUCACACAACUCUGCUCAUUGUAUCAUCAUGUUCUUCUGCAAGAAGAUCAGUUUGUCCACAUUCUCUGCCAAGAGACGAGAUCUACUUGCAGUGACAAUGUCCCCUCAUCUCCCACUCUGAGGUAAUGUAAUGGACAGUCACAGUCAGGAAACUUUCAGUUGCCCUGGAGGUCCAUCCAUCGGUAGUAAGAGCAACAUAGGCUGUGUCAGACAGUUCUUUCACAAUUCCCUGUCGGAUCUUUUCAUAAAGUGCGGGAAUUACCGAGCCGCUCAAGUGUUUGCGGGAGGGGGAUCUUAUAUCGCGUCUCGAGCGCCUUUAUCAUGCACUGAAAUCCCGCACCCUCAACCACGGCGUAAGGUUGCUUAUCUUUGGCGAUGAAACACCCCAGUGCCUUUGUUAUGCCCUUCGCCCUGUCCGACUCGUCAUUGUACGGCUGUUUAAAAGCUGCCAGGAGAAGAAGUUGUGCAGCGUUGCCCCUCCUUGCGCUGUCAACAGCCACACUGGGAUGAUGUCUCCGUAAAUGAACUGACAUGUUAGAUGUGUUCCCGUUAGCAUAAGCAAUGCGUGUUGCACAGUACUUGCACACUGUCGCACUUUUAUCCACAACUUUCUUACCGCCUUCAUAGUUCACCCUGAACGCAAAAUGCUCCCAUACACCGGACCUAUAUAACGCUGGUGGCGCGUCUUCCAGCCCCGAGUCUUCUCCGCUCGCCAUGUUCACAGCUCCUCUACAACUAAUUUCUGGGACACACUCAUAGUUGCGCAUGUGUAUGACCCGAACGGGACGCAAGCGCACCGAACCGGGACGGUCGAACCGAACGGUUCAGUACGGUUUCUUAAACCGUUCCAUCCCUAAUAUAUAUAUAUAUAUAUAUAUAUAUAUAUAUAUAUAUAUAUAUAUUUACAGUGCCUUGCGAAAGUAUUUGGCCCCCUUGAAUCUUUUAACCUUUUGCCACAUUUCAGGCUUCAAACAUAAAGAUAUAAAAUUUUAAUUUUUUGUCAAGAAUUAACAAGUGGAACACAAUCGUGAAGUGGAAUGAAAAUUUAUUGGAUAAUUUAACGUUUUUUAACAAAUAAAAAACUGAAAAGUGGGGCGUGCAGUGUUAUUGUGUACUAACCCUACCUCAAAACAAGACAUCUAACGGCCUCAAACAUAUUAAAAGAAUGAGAAAUUCCACAAAUCCACACUGUUUUCACCUGUUUUAUGAAAACCACUGCAGGUGACUCCCAUGAAGCUGGUUGAGAAAAUACCAAGGGUGUGCAAAGCUUUGAUGUGUUUAUGUUAUGUCCUCUUUAUUAAUCUAUGACAUAUAAGGUAAUAAAAACAAAGGAAACUACCUUUGAAUGGUCCUGUAUAGAUUGCUACAUGUGCAGUUAAUGUCUUCAAGCCCUGUCCUGGCAGUGUAUUUGAUAGUGUUGAUAAUGUCCUCUCCUUUUUCUUCUGGUGUUCUGGCUGAUAAGAGGAGCACACAGAAGAUGGAUGAGACCAGACAGAGUCUGCACACAGGGACAGCAUCUGACUCCAGGAGGGUUGAAGAGGGCUUUGACUCUCUGUUGCUCGGUCAGCAAUUCUGCCAGUGGUUCUUCCAGCUCCUAAACAGUCAGAACCUCUCUCUGGGCCAGCCACCACAGGAUUGGGGGCCUCAGCACUUCUGGCCAGAUGUGAAACUAUGCCUUCAUGCCAGGUACAGACCUGACUAACAAAGAAUUGAUCUGUUAGGUUUGACAAGACAUGGAUCUGCUUCUGCCGAUCGUUCAAAAGCUUGUUUGACAAUUGUUGCAUUUUAUGAUGUGAUUAGUCUUUUUAAAGGACUUUUAAAAGGUUGGAGAUAGGCCUGUCGCGAUAAUCAAUAAAUCGCUCGAUAAAUAAAAACGAGGUCGAUAACUUUGCCAGCCUCGAUAAUUGACGUGCGUUUGUUUUCCUCCUCUCUCGCUACCAAACACGCUGGAUGAGAGAAGAGGUCUCACUCUGCGCAUUGUUCUCGGCACCUGGGGGCGUUGGCUCUAUAGCGGAAUAAACGAAGUUAGUGAACCCUCCUGUCAGUCAUUCAGUGUCUUUGUCACGAGGGGGCUGGCGCGCACAGGCACACAGACACAGACUUUUUGGAUACAGUGCUGCAAGUGAGCGUCGUGAGUGAAAAGCAAGCAAACAGAAUGAACACGACAGCUUUGGUGUCUAAACCGAACGCAACAGCCCAAGUGUGGGAAUAUUUCGGCUUUAAACCAGUUUUGUUUUCGUCAACCACAAAACUCCAUGUGUGUGUGCGCGUGUGUGUCUGUGUGUUGGAGGAGCACAGCAGGCUGAUGAGAGCUGUCAGAGCAGACUGAAGCUGCUCCUAUAUGUUUAGCGUUUAACUGACUGAGUUUUGCAACUCUGUUCGUCAUUUUCGUCUCGUCCCAUCAACGUGAACGCACUUUCGUCUCGUCACAUUUUAGUCAUCUCCGACUUAUGUUUAGCUCGUCAACGUUACGUCUUCGUCGUGGGAGAAAAGGGAAAUAUUUUAGUCAACGAAAACAACCAGUGUUGUUCUCGUGUGGAAAUUAAAGUUUAUCACUUUUGACAUGGUGUACUCGCAUUAUUAUGCCAUAUAAUAUCAUUUUCUAUAAUUUAAAAAAUUGUGUCAAUAAUAUCGUUUAUCGGCGAUAAUUUGUAGCACAAUUAUCGUCCAGCAAAAUUUGUUAUCGUGACAGGCCUAGUUGGAGAGCAUCAAAAUAUUCAUGUAAGCCUUUCUGAGAGUUAACUCCCUUUUAAAUGAUCAGAGUAUUUGAUUUUCACAUUGAUGGCAAUAGAAAGAAAAGACAUUAAGGCAGGCCUUUGAGGCAAUGAUGUUGAAAUGAAUGUCACAUUUUUUAUUGGAUUAAAGUUUACUGUUAGUUGGUUUGCCAGAGAAGAUGAGCACAUUAAGCUAUGGUUGGCUUUUAUUUUGUUCUUACAUUUUAUUUGCUGAAAAACUCCCUGAAUCUUCUUAACCAUGAGGAUGGAGCUGUGUGUGUGUCUCUCUCAGGGCUGGCAGUGAACAAAAGGAGGAGUUCCUUGGUGCUGAAUUGGUCAGUCGCCGUCUCCAGGCCUUGACCAGAGAGGAGCGCCUUCUCCUCAGCCCUAACUUGGAGCCUCGUGGCCUGAAGACACUGGCCUCCCCUCAUGGCCUGGUGCUGGUGGCCGUAGCUGGGACCAUACACAGAGACAAAAACUGCCUAGGUAUCUUUGAGCAAGUGUUUGGACUUAUCAGUUCCCCACAGGAGAAGAACAGCUGGAAGAUCAAGUUUGUUAACAUGAAGAUCAAAGGGCAGGACGCCUUGGGGGGCAUGGGAGCAGCGCCAUCUUUGACAUAUAACUCCAGUGAACUACAGCUUCUCUGCAAUUCAUGA
Molecule: messenger RNA, 12690 nt
Organism: Xyrichtys novacula (pearly razorfish)
Lineage: Eukaryota; Metazoa; Chordata; Actinopteri; Labriformes; Labridae
Source: the annotation of a GenBank genome assembly